ACCGGCCUUAUUUAUCCCGUCCGACCCCACCAUCUUCCUCCACGGUCGCACCCCAGGAACCCCGGACCGAGUUCAGAGCCAAACAGGCUAUCGGUAGCGACGCCGAUCGCUGUAUCACCCGCCGUGCGCCAUCCAACCCGCAUCUAUCUCGUCAGCCCAAACGCCCAAAACCUGCGGCUUGAUAAAGCCCGCAUGCCUAGACUCUGACGCCGCAAGCUGCAUUUACACUCGUUUGGUUCCUCGUAGCGUUUUGCGCGUGCGUCGUUUCUCUUUCGUAAGAGUUGAGGGAAGGAUAGAAGCAAGAUGAAAGCAAGAUUGAGGAAUGUAUUCUCGCACUCCGCGCCCCGCUGGGAGCCAUCAGACAUCCGCUCAGAAGACCCGGGGCAAAGAUCGAACUCAGACGCACGCCACACACCCACGAAUACCAAAGACAAACCCAACAAACGCAUAACCUUCCACAUCAAGUCCUUAUCUUCGACUACAUUUGCAACCCCAAAUCAAAACACUCAAUUGCUCAAGCCCCGCAAGUCAGCAAUAAGCUUGACGUCCAUCCCGGACUCGGAGCUCGACGCGCGCACAAACUUCCAAUGGCAGUCAACUUUCUUCGCGCAGUUACCACUGGAGAUUAGGCGCAUGGUGUACGGGUACUUGUUUGAGGGCGAGACGAUCCAUCUGAUGGUUGGUGACAAGAAGGAUAAGCUGGGCCGAAAGGAAACGAAGUUUGGGAACUUCAUAUGCACGCAAGAGCAUAUCGGGCAGUGCACGUGUCGUGUUGUCGUUGCGAGGAGUCCGCUGGAGACGAGUUUGCCGCAGUUGGAAAUCGGGCAUUUGAGUCUGGUAAGGAGCUGUAGGAGGAUGUACUCAGAGUGCAUCUAUUAUUUGUAUGCGCACCACACCUUCUCCCUCCUCCACGCAACCCAUCUCCUCGCCCUCCCAAAACACAUCCCCGAACAGCGCCUCAACACCAUCCAGCACCUGCGCCUGCGGUGGCAGAUCCGAGCCCUUCCCUAUCUCCGCCGCGGAAAUUCCUCCAAGUACGCAUACCGCGAGGACACAGAGAACUGGGAAAGGGGCUGGGAAAUCCUGGCCAGCAUGAAGGGGCUGAAGACAUUGAGUGUCAUGCUGGUGGAUCCGAGUCAGCACGGGAUUUGGGAGAAUAAUUGGUUGGAGUUGGAGGGGGUUAUUCUGGAGCCGGUUAAGAAGGCCAGGGUGGCCGAGUUCGAGGUCGUGUUGCCGUAUGCAAGUUGUGAUACGGAGAGGGAUAUGGGAAGCUGUGGGGUUAGGUUGAGGAGGCCGGAUGAGGGGGAGGAACAACCCUAGGUCCUUGGUAAGAAUAAGAGCGUUCGGCGAGGAAUGCAGAGGGCUGUCGAAGUCUGAUG
Macroventuria anomochaeta is the source of this 1379-nucleotide messenger RNA. RefSeq lists its product as uncharacterized. The coding region runs from base 304 to 1320 and encodes 338 amino acids. The transcript is spliced from 2 exons. NCBI's taxonomy places the organism in Eukaryota, Fungi, Ascomycota, Dothideomycetes, Pleosporales, Didymellaceae. The record is from RefSeq and is a predicted model, not a curated record.